Messenger RNA from Podospora pseudopauciseta, 2667 nucleotides. RefSeq lists its product as uncharacterized. Bases 944 to 2485 code for a protein of 513 amino acids. Gene Ontology annotation, molecular function: oxidoreductase activity, acting on paired donors, with incorporation or reduction of molecular oxygen; monooxygenase activity; iron ion binding. The record is from RefSeq and is a predicted model, not a curated record. NCBI's taxonomy places the organism in Eukaryota, Fungi, Ascomycota, Sordariomycetes, Sordariales, Podosporaceae. The transcript is spliced from 3 exons.
CAAACGGGUAUGAUGACGGCUUGUGUGUUUGAGUCGCAAAACCAAUGUUGUGAAACACUGCUGAUAAAUAGAUACUUCGACGAUCCCCCGUCAUUGUGAUUCAUUAUGAGCGACUUGCCGGGGACGAUUGGUGAGUGGCGUGAUACUAACUAGCAUGCUGACAUGCUGCAGACAGGCAAUUACUGAUCGAGAAAUGCAAAUGUGGUUCAGCACUUGGUUGUCCUUUCUUCACAUCCCGUUCCACCCUCCUUGGCAAGCAUCUCUGUCUGGCCAAUUCAAGGCAGCGAGUCGCAAACCGCCUAUCUCUGCCUUGGUACCCCGCCAUCCCACGUCUACAGCGAAUGCAGAGUCAACUGCCGGUCCACAUAUCAAGCAACCCGGGGAAAAUGAAGUCGUAUUCCACCCCAUCCUCGCGAGUCCCCGACAUGAAUCACGCUUACACGAUAUGCAACAACAUGUGCCUCAAGGGUACAGGGCGGCAGCGAGGUGAGCUUGUGUAUCCUUUGAACAACCCCCCUGCGCACUGGUUUCCUAAUUCGAAGUAGUGGCGCAGUUAUGGCCUUGAUUCUAUUCACGAUCUACACCGUGGGGGCCUCUGAGAAGCCGCAGCGUUACAUAAACGCGGUUGGUUCUCUGGUGCGACGUUACACCUAGUUUACAUGCAUGGAACUAUAUGUUGAUAUUACCAUGUCGGUUCGCAUCUUUUGCAGCUCUCGAGGAAACCGGUGAGAUAUAAGACUAUGUUCUCCUCGUCUUGGCUACAGCAAGGCAGACCUUGUGGCGAGGUCGGUAUAGGAUGGAGGUUGCAGCAGCACCCAUGUGAAACUAGAAGGCAGUGAGCUUCGAGUACAAGAAGACCACUCACCCUGGCCUGUGGAGUUUAUCUUGAAGAUCCAGUCCCUCCUGUCAAGCCUUUCUCAAUCAGGCCCAGGAUCAAAGCAAAAUGGACUUUUUUGACGACCUGAUCAACCUUAACUUCGACCUCGACCCCACCACCGCCCUCACCCUCGCAGCAGGCUCCUUCGCAGUCUGGUACAUCACCACCGCUUUCAUCUCCUGGUACCGCUACCGCCACCUCCCCGGCCCCUUCGUCGCCAAGUUCUCCUACAUCUGGCAGGUCUACACCAUCGCCACCGGCCACGUCAAAGAAAACUACAUCAACCUCCGCGAGUAUGGCCCCCUCGUUUUGACUGCCCCGGGCACCGUCGUCACCAGCGAUCCCGAAAUCUUCCGCAGGGCCAACGGUGCCAGGAGCAAGUAUGAUCGAUCCCCUUGGUACGCGGCCGGCAAGUUCAAGCAUGACACCACCAAUAUGGGGACUUUGAUCGACACCCCUCAACAUGACGCGAUCAAGUCCAAGACUGCCGGGCCCUACGCCGGGAGGGAGGCAGAGGGUGGAUUGGAGAGUGUCGUUGAUGCCCAACUGGUGAGACUUGUGGAUUUGAUCAAGCGAAAGUAUGUCUCUAGGAACGGGGAGUUGGUGCAGACGGACUUUUCCAAGAUCUCGCGGUUCUUUACACUGGAUGUGAUCUCCAAGCUGCUCUUUGGGACCCCGUGGGGCCAUCUGGAUGAGGGGAUCGAUGUACUUGGUUGGUGUGUGGCGAUGGACGACAGGUUGGUGUGGAUGUUCUUGAUAAUGGAGCUUCCUGCGUUGAGGUACCUCUUUGGCGGAAGCUAUGGGCUUUUGAGAUGGUUUGGACCGCAGCCAGGCGAUAAGUUUGGGAUGGGAGUGGUCAUGGGCUACGUUAACAAGCUCAUUAGGGAGCAUUUUACCGACAAGGAUUUGAAGCAAAAGGACAUGAUGAGCGGCUUCAUUCGCAACGGACUGUCAGAGAUGGAAUGCCAGGGUGAGGCACUCCUUGUAAUUUUGGCGGGUUCCGAUACUUCUGCGGGAACCAUCCGCUCCACCAUCCUCUACCUCAUGUCCAACCCCCAAGCCUACGGCCGCUUCAAGAGGGAGAUCAAAGAAGCCCUGCAGCAAGGCAAAGUCUCCUCCCCCAUCACCAACGAAGAAGCCCUCAAGCUCCCCUACCUCCAAGCCAUCAUCACCGAAGCUUCCCGGAUCGGCACCCCCUUGACCUUUGGCCACUACAAGGUCGUCCCCAAGGGCGGCGAUACUGUGAACGGGAUGUACCUUCCCGCAGGAACGGAAAUCGGACAUAACGCCCUCUCGUUGACGCACAAUAAGGAGAUCUUUGGUGAGGACGCGGAUAUCUUCAGACCGGAGAGGUUUCUGGAGGCGGACCCGGAGAGGAAGGCACACAUGUUGAAGGCGUUGGAUAUGCUGUUUGGGUCGGGGAGGUGGACUUGUGCAGGCAAGAACUUGGCGCUGAUGGAGUUGAAUAAGAUUUUCUUUGAGUUGCUAAGGCACUUUGACUUUCAGAUUGUCAAUGUGCAGAACCCGGUCAAGGAGAGGGCGUAUUUGACUAAGUUGCAUGAGGAUAUGUUUGUAAGGAUUACGGAGACGGAUUGGAGUACUAUUUGAGGGCUUGCUAAAGGGGUAUGCGUGAACUUCUUUGUAUUUGUUAUGAGUUGUUAUGAGGGGAUAUUUGAUGGCGUUUAUCUGGUCUUUUAUAUUCUUUGAUCAAACGCGUGGCCUUUGUCUUCCAGAGAUUAAGAGUUACCUAGCUGGAAUGAAGUUUUGAACCAAAGCACGAUAUAGUGAAC